AUAUCAACGCGUGCAAGCUCACUUCCCUGAGUUCUCACUCUCAGGUAGCUUCAACUUCACUUGCAUGAGAGAAGAAAACAAAAUAUGGAAACUAGGAUCCAUCCCAUGAAUUUUGAAGUCAAGGAGAUUGCGCUGCUCCUUCAGCAGAAAGUAGCCGGCUACGGAUUCCGUCCAACCGAGGAGGAACUAAUCAAUUACUUGAAGUCGUCAGUACCCGGAUGGAGAGAAAGUUUCUGCAUUAUUCCGACACUAGAAAACGUCUAUAGGAUUGAUCCAUGGGAUUUACCCGCCAAGUUCAACGAGAAUUCCAUCGUUCCGUCCAGUGAUCAAGAAUGGUGGUUCAUUUGUCCACAGGCGCAGAACCAACGGAAUAUCAGGAAAACACCAUGUGGUUUUUCUUGGAAUAUCACCGGUAAACCUAGAGAUAUUACGGCUAAAAAUGACAUCGACAAGAUCGGUUCCAAGAGAACAUUAGUCUUCCAAGAUGGCGUCCCGACCAACUGGGUCAUCCAUGAAUAUCAUUUACCCGACCAUCAUUUCAACAGCAAUUAUGUUCUGUGUCAUUUGAAGCGUAGACGAAAUGAGGAGGCUGAUAACCUGGCAUAUUUGGAAUCAUAUCUUCAUCAACCUGAUCAUGAGGACUCUUUUGCUGAGUAUUUGAUCCAAGAAACGAUGAAUUCCCUGAUUGAGAAUGAGAGUCCACCAGUUAUGGACUUCACAUUGGACAACGGUCUUUAUGAUGAAUAUAUUCAAUUGGCGUCAGAAACAAGUGAAGAGGAUGAAGAUGUUGAUUACAUGCUAAAUAGAGAUUUUGUUGAUGUCGGCUUCUUCGAUGGAGACGCAAUGGAAACACAGUCACUGCAGCAUGGCCAAGGAUCUAACUUGCACAAUGAGAGUCCUGCUCUAAUGAGGAAUCGGCGAACACGAACAAUCGACUCACUCCACGGGGUCGUUCCUCUUGAGGAAAAGAAAGGGAUGGUGGAGAAUAAGUUCAACGGCUCACUUAUUGCCCCUGAGAAACCUGCGGCACCUCCAGUACGCGCCGCAAGCGUAAAAUACCGUGGCAAAGAUGAAGUGCCACAGUUCGAAAAGGCAAAGCAGGAAACUGGAGCUAAAAGUAUCAAACCAGAAUACACAUAUUGGGAUGAAAGAGAAGCCAGAGCAAAGAAUGGCCAAAUAUCUACAAUGGAGAAUCGCCAAACACGGACAAAUGGGUCAGUUUAUGGUGCUGUUCCUCUUGAGCAAAAGAGAGGUGUCAUACAGAGUAAAUUCAACCGCUCACAUGUUUCCUCUGCCAAACCUAUGGAGCUUCCGGAAAAGCCCAAGACUCCCAAAAUUUCUGAGCCUCAAAGAUUUUAUAUCAAUGAAGAAAUGAGGCGCGAAGGGGUUAAGAAGCAGGAAAUUGCAUUGAGUAAUAUUAAAACAGAAUGUGUAUCUUGGGAUGAAGCUGUAGCAACAGCGAAGGUACUAAAUUACAGAGAGCACUGUUCAUCCAGUAAUUCACCGAGGAAGAAAACAAGCAGGAAGACUGAACAAGCCAGAGAGAAAGCAAAUUCAGUGACUGCACGGACUAGACCAACCACCACAAAUCCUCCACAGCCUAAUCCUUUGAAUCUGAUCGUUGGGAUUAUCCUGUUGUUCGCCUUAAUAUAUGAUUUUGUAAUUGCCUAAGAGAAGUGCAGCUUCAUCAACAACUGUAAACAAGGAUUUUGCAUGCUAAUGCUUUGAGCUUCGUUUUUGCUUUAAAGGAGUGCGACUGCUCUGUAAUUUGCUUUCUUCGUUCUCUGCCGUGUAUAAUGCGGAGAAUCAACAAGUUGCCACGGUGAUGUCUUCUUUAAAAGUUAACUUGCGGUCCAUCAA
Eucalyptus grandis is the source of this 1860-nucleotide messenger RNA. RefSeq lists its product as uncharacterized. Gene Ontology annotation, molecular function: DNA binding. The transcript has 7 exons. Gene Ontology annotation, biological process: regulation of DNA-templated transcription. The record is from RefSeq and is a predicted model, not a curated record. Lineage: Eukaryota; Viridiplantae; Streptophyta; Magnoliopsida; Myrtales; Myrtaceae. The coding region runs from base 85 to 1671 and encodes 528 amino acids.